Molecule: messenger RNA, 3220 nt
Organism: Patiria miniata (bat star)
Lineage: Eukaryota; Metazoa; Echinodermata; Asteroidea; Valvatida; Asterinidae
Exons: 1
Coding region: 19-1989 (656 amino acids)
Source: RefSeq, a predicted model, not a curated record
CCAAAAUCGGGCUGAGUCAUGAGUGUUGAAGCCAUGAUGCCGCACGAUAGCCGAAGUCUACCGGCUAUCAGUCAGCGACGCUCCAGCUCUCUUCAGGAGGGUUUCCGGGUUGCUGGCGACCGCCAGAACGCCGUUGAGGUUGUCGGAGCUGUGGCGAGAUUCACUGGCGGCCCCUACUCUCAGCGGACGGAUAGUAGUGGCAAAUCGAGCAGUGGGAGUGAUAGUCGAGUUUCGGAGUGCUCCGAGCACAGAUCCGGACAAGGAGCUGCUAAGACUUAUUCCGGUGGUGGGGCGAGUCAACUCUUGAUCCGAGACAAGAUUCAAUUGAACGGCGGUACGGCGUCCGAUCGGCAAACUCGCAGCUUCCUACCGCGCCUCAUCGACGACCAGGGCCUUCUAAGAGUUCCCAAGCCGGAAAAGGAGCGGCUCACAUUCUCUUCCAGGUCAUUGGAGAUCUUCCCCAGUCGGGACCUGAUCUCAGAGGAGCUUCGGAUGCGGACAAUCUCCCUGCCUAGCCUGGAGAAUCGCCGAAAACACUACGGCCGGCGUAACCCCGUCGUGUCGGACCACGAGGAAGAAGACGGUUACACGAGUUAUACCACCGACGAUUCAAGCGAUGGGGAGGAGAACCCAAUCGUCGAAAUCGACCCCUUUCCAAACGUCGGUGCCGACUCCUACCUUAACAGUCGUUUACUCCCCGACUUCCUGCCUCCCUAUCUCAAACCAUGGACCCCUGGGAUCCGUAAGACCAGACGUAAGCGGAGUCACAGGAGCGAAGAGGCGGAAAGGAAGAGGAAAGAGCUGGAGGCUCUGACGGCUAAAGAACGCAAGAGGAAGGCACAUGGUAAUUCGCGCCCUAACCGGCGGAGAUCCGUCCGGAGCGACGCCUUCGCCAGGAAGAGGGAGAGUGAAGCGGCCAAGAGACACCCAGUCAGAAAACAAUUCGUCUACUCGGAGCUCGUUCAAGUCGAACUGCAGAAACUCACUCCCAAGCGAUUACCGGGAGGCAAACUUAAACCCAUCUACGACCGUCGGACAAAAGAGGGCGACAUCGACAUUCCCAGGGAACUCCGCAUUUCCAUGGACAGCUUGUCACUCAAACCUGGCGAGAACCGAAUCGAUUUCUCAGACUCGCCGGCAGCGAUCAACAAAAGAAGGAAGCAAGAACUACAGGCCUUGCUGGAGAAGAGGAAGAAACUCCAGCGCCAGAUGGUUCACAAAAAGAAGCGAAAGGUCCGCUUUGUCCUCCCAGACGAAGAGAAGCGUAGGCAUGAGGUCAGCGCACAGGUCAACGUUGCGGGCGGUAUACAAAACGAGACUCGGAGUAGGAGUACGUCACCAGGUCAAAGUUCAAACAAUGACGUCGAGGAGGCUUCGAAUUAUAUCGCCGAACAAAACAAAACUGGACGUGAAACUUCGCCCAACCAGUUAGACAAUCGCAAUCCGGAAGAGUUCGUUAAAGACGAUGAAGGACGCGAGUGCAGAAUGGAUCGAACUAAUAGCUGGGUGGCCAGUCACACAUCUCAUAACUCACUUGUAAUCCCCAGCAACACCAAGCCUGACCAAGAAGACACUAAUAAUGUCCUCCCAGCUCAAAAUUCAAUCGUACUCGUGCCUGAGAACGUUAGCCAAUCAAGCCGAAGUCGCCAAUCAGUUACAAGCGGCAGUUCUAAAUCGCCGCUUGAUCCAGACAUCUCUAAAGACAGUGCAGUUAUCUCGGAUUUCAACUCGGACUACCAACUCGAUGGAGCCCCUUCCAACACUCGAGAUACCUCAUCAGCGGAGAAACGAAGACAUCUCUCCGUGGGGGAUGACGUGGCACAGGCCGCUCAACUCAACCCUCUGCCGGGGAAACGGCCGGACUCGCCCCUUCUGAAAGACGACGGUGUCUUGGUGGCGGACGCUCCGGUCAUCGCAGAGUCCGGUGCCGUACGGGAAAUCAAGUUCCUCUCAGAACGACUCCCAAGUAUCAUUAUCUCGGAUACGUGAGACAAUCACAAGGGCAGGUCUUAGUGAAGUUUUAUUGGAAGGAUGUAGUUGGGGGAGGAGCGACAGAGUUCGAAAUUAAAAGUGACAAUCCGUUUUGAAGAAUUUCUAUAACUGGUAAUUUUUGCUUUUAUUUUAGGACUGUUUUCUUUAAUCUCAAUUACGAUAAUAAAAAAAAUAGGUUCCACUCUCCGCUCUGUAUCACCGACCGAAUGCUAGAUACGUCACAGACUAAAACGAUGCGUUCAGUUUGUGAAUCUUGUUUGCAACUACAUUGUACUCGUGAAAGAUUUUACAGCAAAUUAUGAAAGAUCGAGCGAAACACUUACCAAUAGAUUUCCUAUGAUUUUCAUAUUUAUGCGUUUUCUUUUGGUAGUUCCUGUUCAAAGAAAUAAAGAUCUCUAGAAUUAAAUUGAACAUUUUAUAAUGUAAGUCAUAUGAUGAGUUUCGACUCUAUUCCUUUUAGACCCAUUGUUAAAACUAAAAUCUUGAAAUGAACCACGGCCCUCCGAGUUUAACAAAUUCCAAUGAUUGAAAAUUAUUUAGGCCUAACUGCUUAGAAUUUGAAAAUACUAUUUUGCAUUUUUGUGAAUAUCUAUGGAAACUAGGAACCUCAGAUUCUCUUAAUUUUGAUCUGAGGUUACUGAGUAAUAUCGUUCUGUUUUGUUUCUCGAAUAAGGCUCAUUGACUCUGGAAUUAUGAGUUCACUGUUCCAUAUUUACUAUGAUUAAAUCAUUGAAAGGUAUACGCACACUGUACAAAAAAAAGUUAGGCAAAAUGGGUUGCUAAACUGGUCGAAUUAGCACUGCCUACACUCUUGGGCAAAUUCUUCCCAAUAGGCCAAUUCAACCCAAUAUGAGGUAAUUUCAUGCCAAUGCUGGGUAAAUUACAUUGCCCAACAGUGUUUUAUCCAACCUUUUUACAGUGAGAGCAUAAAUUUGCUUGGCGUCAAUUUUUCUCGCCUGAAACAACUUAAUUGCUCAAACAAUAGGGUGCAUAUUAAUUAACUAACUUGUUGAAGAUUUAGAUCAGUGGCUGCUGUAUAUUUUGAGAAAAACAGGUUUGCACAAUAAUAUUUUGGGGUUUCGUUACUGUAUUCUGUAAAUCACUUUUUAAACCCAGCUUCAGUGAUUUUUUUUCUUCUGAACGUUUGUGUGAGAAGAUUAGGCGUAGAAACGGAAUUGUAAUUUUUCCAGAACUUCAGUAUAGUGAAUAAAUAAUCUUUGGUAUUCUG